This is a messenger RNA of Meleagris gallopavo (turkey), 908 nucleotides long. It is a transcript of the gene TMEM14A, whose product is annotated as transmembrane protein 14A. The record is from RefSeq and is a predicted model, not a curated record. Gene Ontology annotation, cellular component: mitochondrial membrane. Gene Ontology annotation, biological process: regulation of heme biosynthetic process. NCBI's taxonomy places the organism in Eukaryota, Metazoa, Chordata, Aves, Galliformes, Phasianidae.
GGGAGGUCGGAGGGCGGUGGGGCGGGGCGGGGCGGCGCGGCGGAAAGAGUUGGGACCAUGGCUGUUGACUGGAUUGGGUUUGCAUAUGCUGCUCUGUUGGCUGUUGGAGGCAUUGUAGGAUACACUCGUAAAGGUAGUAAAAUUUCUUUAGCUGCUGGUCUUAUCUUUGGUUCCGUGGCUGGUUAUGGAGCUUACUGUGUAACACGUGAUCCAAGAAAUGUGAAGAUAUCAUUGUUUUCAGCUUUUCUUUUGACCAUUAUAAUGGGAAUGAGGUUCAAGAGAUCCAAGAAACUGAUGCCAGCCGGACUUGUAGCAUGCCUGAGCCUUUUGAUGAUUUUGAGGCUUGUUUUUAUGCUUCUGUAGGAGAAUGUAGCAACUUGAGAACUGAAGUAUGACAGCCAUGCCCACCUCACAAACAGGCAGGCUCUCCAUACUUGAAAGACAAAUUGGAACACAAGUCUUAUUUUGCUUUUAUCUUUUCAGUAAAAGAAAGAUCAAUACCUGUACCCUAAUUACUGGCACUUGCCAGCUGGUGUUUUGCAAGCUAUUUAUAAAAGCUAAAACAGUUGUUUGUUAAUGAUACAUUUUGAUCUGCUUAAGCAAUCUGCUAACUCGAGGGACCUUUACCUCUAAGUUUGAUAGCUUUCAGGGGUGCUGAGCACACCAGGAAACUGCAUUAGCAUUGCACUGUAUCAGAGAUGUUUUGAAGCAUAAUUUUGUAGCUUCUGUAAUUAAGUAAUCAAUUCUAACCAUACUGUUAGUCACUAAUGAAUAAAGGGACGUGCCUGUACUGUCUUAUACAAAAACCUGUCUUCCUUUUGAGUACGUUUAUCUUCUUCCACUGUUUCUAAAUAUCAAACCUACUAUCAGUGUUGAAAUAAAACUUAAAAUGUUUGAAGCUUCCCUCA